CCGCUGCGCUAUGCAAAAGAAAGACUUGGGCGGCAGAGACGCUGCAGAAGAGCCGGGUGAUGACAGGCCAGUUGGCGGAUCCUAGCCUUUCCUCCGAUCCUGGUGGAGGGGCGUGGCCAGGACUGGCGCAUGGGUGGGGUGAGGACUUGAUUCCCUCUGGGAUCACCACGCCCCCUUGCGGCUCUGCGGACCCCGCCUUAAGGGGUGCAAGGCGGUGCACUGGCGGGGCGGGGACUCAGGACAAGGUGACUAGUGCAUACAAACAGGGAGACCCAGGAGCGAGCCCCUGGCGAGCUGUCCCUACCCAUGGCCGAGGAGCCAGAGCCUGACCUCGGGGCGGCCGAUGACGCAGUGGAGCCUGUAGUGGAGAUGCCAGGCUGGAAGUCUCCAGAGGAUACAGACCCACAGCCCGGAAGUUAUGAGAUCCGACACUACGGACCAGCCAAGUGGGUCAGCACUUGUGUGGAGUCUAUGGACUGGGAUUCAGCCAUCCAGACUGGCUUCACAAAACUGAAUAGCUACAUUCAAGGCAAAAAUGAGAAAGAGGUGAAAAUGAAGCUGACCGCUCCAGUGACAAGCUACGUGGAGCCCGGCUCAAGUCCUUUCAGUGAGUCUACCAUUACCAUUUCGCUGUGCGUCCCCUCUGAGCAGCAAUCCGAUCCCCCCAGGCCUUCCGAGUCAGAUGUCUUCAUUGAAGACAGAGCUGGGAUGACCGUGUUUGUGCGGUCCUUUGACGGAUUCUCCAGUGGCCAAAAGAAUCAAGAACAACUUUUGACAUUAGCAAACAUUUUGAGGGAAGAAGGAAAGGUUUUCAAUGAAAAGGUCUUUUAUACUGCUAGCUAUAGCAGUCCGUUCCAGUUACUUGAUAGAAAUAACGAGGUGUGGCUGAUUCAGAAAAAUGAGCCCUCCCAGGAAAACGAAUAAGAAAAUGAAGAUCACUGCCAGGGUCAGAACUUCUGUCCAAUGCAGACAUCAGCAGCAUUGUAAGUGAAAUAUCUAGUGUCUUCAUAAUGUAAAUACUUGAUCUACAGUAUAUCUGAUAUGUGACCCCCACACACACAAAGGGGUUGCAGCUCACAGAUUGAGAACCGCUAUUCUAGGGUGUCUUACCCUAGACACCAUCCUGAAUCAUGCUUAUUUCCAGUGUGCCUUUUGAGAAGCUUUAUUUAAGUACAGGGUAUAUCAAGACAAAUUUAAAAUCGGUCAUAGGUUAGAUGGCCUCUAUCUCUAUGAGGAUCCAGGGCCAUGCCAUGCCAUUUUCUUCCUAUUCACACGAUCACCAUCAAGUUGCCUUCUUCUGCUUGUAUUUAUGACAUUUGAAUGCUCUAACUUCCAUGU
Messenger RNA from Microtus ochrogaster (prairie vole), 1338 nucleotides. RefSeq names its product heme binding protein 2 (gene Hebp2). Lineage: Eukaryota; Metazoa; Chordata; Mammalia; Rodentia; Cricetidae. Gene Ontology annotation, molecular function: heme binding. The record is from RefSeq and is a predicted model, not a curated record. Gene Ontology annotation, cellular component: cytoplasm.